AUGACAACCACGCUCGCACUCGCCCUCCUCGCGACGCGCGCGCUCGCGUCGGCGAGUUCGUCGCCAUACACCAUCACGGUCGGCUCGACGGGCCCAUGGGCCGACCCGGACGACACGCCGGCGCAGUCCUUCAUCGACAGCGACGGGACGUACUUCUUCCAGUCGAGCCACGCAGAGUACGGCCCGACCGACGAGCGGGUCUGGCAGUUCUGGAGCGGGCGCGACAUGGAGCAGUACACUUUCAGCCGCGACGUGAGCGAGUACGUCGACCCCGCCAACCCGCUCGACACGAACAAGGACGUCACUUGGCGCUGCAAUAACAGCCCCACGGGCAAGAUUGCGUCGUACGCGCCGUAUGUCGAGCCGCCGCCCGGCCGCGAGAAACAUGGAUAUCCGUUCUUGGAGUACACGCAGAAGAACUACUGCGAUCUCAUGGGCGUUUGGGUGGACCCGGAUACUGGGUACUGGUAUGGGCUUGUUCAGAGCGACGGUGCAAGCAAAGGCUGGGCUCAGUCUGGCUGUCCCCUCUUCGCCAUCCUGCCAGACUCGGCUCGGCCCUUCGGCCCCCGCCUCGCUGACGCUCGCGCAGACAACGAGUUCACCGGGCGCCCGUUCGGCGACUCGCUCCACUUUGACCGGAUCGACUACGCCGUGUCGAAAGACGGCGGACGCACCUGGGACAUCCGCGACGGGGUGAUCACGUCGCCCUUCCCGACGGUCCGCGACGACAACGUCACGUUCCCGGAGAGCACGUACAAGUGGGGUGCGGGCGACCAGCGCCUCGUCGUCGACAUUGCCAGCGGAUACUUUUACGUCAACUACUGCUCGCGCGUGAUCGACAAGGGCGACCUGCGGUGGUGGGUCGCGCACUACUCGCACUAUGCGCGCGCGCCAAUCUCGGGCAAGAUGGCCCCUGGCACAUGGCAGAAGUGGUACAAUGGCUCGUGGAGCGAGCCUGGUGUCGGCGGCCUCGAGAGCACAAUCUUCCCCGUCAAGAGCGACAAGGACGCCGGCUACCCGCCCCCCGAGAAGGAGUACGACCCCAAGACGCCCGGCUUUGCCGCCGAGCAGGUCGCCAAGGGGCUCACCCCGCCCACCAGUCCGCUCCAGUGGAUGGACGUGAGCUGGAACGCUUAUCUCGGGCUGUGGGUCGGCCAGCCGACCAACCCCAAGAGACGCAGCGGCAAGCCGGGCCCCGCGCCGCAGGAGUUCUACGGCACCGACGACCUCACCUCGCAGAAGUGGCGCCUGCUCGGCGACACGGGCGACGAGUACCUGACGCAGUCGGCGUACCGGUGGCAGCUGGACGCGGUGAGCAAGACGAGCCAGACGUACCUCGGCAAGCGCUUCCGCGCGUACUGCGCCUUCGGGUGCAGUGGCGGCCGGGACGGCGAGUGGGUCGACGUUGCCAUCGAGGCUGCGAAGCGGCCUGCUGGGCCAGUCGAGCAGGGCAAGGUGUACAAGAUCAAGGCGGGCGGGUUCGCCUUGGGCCAGGGGCGCAAGGCGGUCGUGGCGUCCAAGGACGCGCAGACGGGGUGGGAGUUCCGCCCGACCGGCGACGGGGCUUACAACAUUGUCAACGCGGGCACGGGGGACGCGCUCGGCCUCGUGGCCGACUCGCCGGCGCAGCGCGCAUGGGGCGCGCAGCUCGUCGUGCGCAAGCCAGACUCGAGCGUCAACCAGCAGUGGUUCGUCAUCCCCAACCGCUCCCACGAGGACAACAAGGCGACAGGCACGCUGCGCCUCGUGAACCGCUACUCUGGUCUCGUGCUCGCGCUGUCGGAAGCGUUCGGCGCCGAGACGACCCCGCACCGCUCGUGGGCGGACGCGAGCGGUAGUCCCGUUGGCGGCGGGCGUACCCCCGCCCAGCAGGAGGUCGUGCUUGAGGAGGUUGGCGUGGGGGCUGGCGACGGCGAGCCGGGACAGCAGGUCGUGUUCCACGCCUAA
Messenger RNA from Vanrija pseudolonga, 1947 nucleotides. RefSeq lists its product as uncharacterized. The record is from RefSeq and is a predicted model, not a curated record. Lineage: Eukaryota; Fungi; Basidiomycota; Tremellomycetes; Trichosporonales; Trichosporonaceae. Bases 1 to 1947 code for a protein of 648 amino acids. The transcript has 2 exons.